This is a messenger RNA of Frankliniella occidentalis (western flower thrips), 2648 nucleotides long. RefSeq names its product lymphocyte-specific helicase-like. Gene Ontology annotation, molecular function: ATP binding; chromatin binding; ATP-dependent chromatin remodeler activity. Bases 149 to 2191 code for a protein of 680 amino acids. The transcript is spliced from 12 exons. The record is from RefSeq and is a predicted model, not a curated record. Gene Ontology annotation, cellular component: nucleus; pericentric heterochromatin. Gene Ontology annotation, biological process: DNA methylation-dependent constitutive heterochromatin formation; negative regulation of gene expression via chromosomal CpG island methylation; lymphocyte proliferation. Lineage: Eukaryota; Metazoa; Arthropoda; Insecta; Thysanoptera; Thripidae.
AAAACAGUUGUUGUGUGUUUUGUUUGCAGGCUGCAGAGGGUCGAGCUGAGGCAUCUCGAGGAGGACUGUGUCUGUAGAAUCUUCUCCGAGCAUUGUUCGCUAGUUUUUGAUCAACUUUGCAAACACAGCAGUUCAAACUGUCUUCAAGAUGGCUCAAGAGCAGCGCUCUCGCGCCGCUUUUGUCAAAUUCAGUGACAAGAUCCUGGACAAGAUUCUAGUGCACAAGCGCCAGGAGAAUCGGAAGUCGAAGCGUCAACCAAAUCUUGUGGAGGGAGUGGUGAUGCGGGAUUACCAGAUUGAUGGGCUAGACUGGUUGGUGGCUUUAGAUAAGAAUGAUGCCAAUGGUAUUCUCGCUGACGAAAUGGGUCUUGGUAAAACUCUUCAGUUUAUAUCUAUGAUAGCUUACUUGUUGGAAGAGGGCAAUGGAAAAAGUGAUCAUUUCCUUGUCAUUGGCCCAUUAUCAACUUUGCGAAACUGGGUAGAUGAAUUCAAGAAAUUCGCACCAAAAAUUCCAGUCAUACUGUAUCAUGGAAGUGCAGAUGCAAAAAAAGCCAUGAGAGAUAAUAUCUCAUGUUUGAACAAGGUGAACAAUACAAUAAAAACAUUUCCAGUUGUCAUCACGUCUUAUGAGACCCUUCACCAUGAUAAAUAUUUACGUUCUAUCAAAUGGCGAUACCUUGUUGUUGAUGAAGGACAAAGAUUAAAGAAUCCAAAUUGCCUUCUUGUCAACAUACUGGAGAGAUUUAAUUUCAAGAAUUGUUGCUUGCUUACUGGAACUCCAGUGCAAAAUAAUUUAACUGAGUUGUGGUCACUCUUACACUUUAUUCUCCCAAGCAAAGUUCCUGAUCUUGAUGUAUUUUUAAGGUGGUUUGAUUCUUCUUUUCUUUGGGAAGCAGAAAAAAAUGAAAAUGUUGUUCUAGGUGAGGAAAACAGUAAGUCCUUCAAUACACUCCAUAAGGUUUUAAAGCCUUUUAUUCUCCGAAGAAUAAAAGCUGAUGUUGGCUUGAAUAUACCACUCAAGAAGGAAAUUAUUGUACAUGCCACAAUGACAAAGUGGCAAGACAGGCUUUAUUCAGCUGUUGUUGAUAGGACUCUCAGGAAGUUACAGGGCUUGAACAAAGAUUUAGAUUGUCCAAAUGCUCUUGCAAGGGCUAUUCGUAUAAACAAUCUGAAAUGUAAAAGUGAAUCGGAAGCCAUGAAUGAUAAGGAAAAUCAACCUAAUGAGGCUGAGACAUUGGCGGCUAAAAGACCACGAAGAAGGUACGCAGCUAAACCAGGGGACUAUUAUUUGCUGCAGAAGGGUGUACCAAGGGAUACCAUUCGAAUGCAGUUUAAGGAUGACCAAGACAGUUCUGAAGACUUAGUGGUAGACAAACUUUUAGAGGGACUAGCACAACCAGAUGAGGAAUUUGUCACUCAAAUAAAAGUAGAUAAUCCUAUGCAAGCAUUAAGAAUGAUAUGCUCUCAUCCGUACACGGUCAGUUAUCCUGCAAUACCUGGUACUCGAAUGUUGAAAAUUGAUGAGAGGGUUGUAGAACGCUCUGGAAAGAUGCAGAUUCUUGAUGCUAUGCUGCAGCGUCUUAAAGCUAAUGGACACAAGGUUUUGAUAUUUUCAGUUUUUACUAGGAUGCUUGAUGUUAUUGAAGAUUAUCUAGAAAUAAAAGGGUAUUUGUAUACCAAAUUGGAUGGACGUUGUGACUUAACUGACCGACAAGAAAGCAUCCAAAAGUUCACAACAGAUGACAAUGUGUUUGUUUUCCUCAUUUCUACACGGGCUGGUGGCCUUGGAAUAAAUUUAAUGGCUGCUGAUACAGUCAUAAUUGUUGAUAGCGAUUGGAACCCACAGGUUGACCUACAAGCACAAGACCGUUGCCACCGUAUUGGUCAAACCAAGCCAGUUGCUGUUUACCGACUGGUCGUUAAAGGAACAAUUGAUGAGCACAUAGUAGAUCGAGCUGAGACUAAGAAGCAAUUAGAUAGAGUUGUUAUUCAACAUGGAAAAUUUAAAAAUUUGGACAAGCAUGAGUCCCUUAAUAUGGAAGAAUUACUUGAAUUUCUGCAAAAGUCAAGAGAUGUGUACAAAUUUGAUAUGGGCAGAGGCUUAGGUUACACUAGUCAGGAACUUGAUGCACUGUGUGAUAGAGCUACGGUGUUUAACACAGUCAAGAAAGAAGAUGCAUCUUCCUCUUAGGCUGAUGGAUGAAGAAAACACAAACAAGGAACUACCUCAACAAUGGAUAUGAUUAUCUAUCUAGUUUAUAUUUUGUUUGAAAAGUCAGUAUAAAUAAUCCAUUUUUUUUUUAAAUGGAUUUUUUUGUUCAAUGACAGUAACAUGAUUUUAAUUCUUUGCCAUUGCCCUGUACAUGGUGCACUUUUUAUUUCUAUGAAGUUUUGUAAUAGUUUUAGAUUAAUGACUGUAAACAUGACUUUAAUUUUUGUGCAGUUUGACACACAGUGGCGCUUUUGGUUUUUAUGAUUAUUUUGUAACAGUCAAUUCGUUUUGGUUCCUUGUAUGUCUAAAUUUACGUGCAGUAUUUUUGUUUGUAUCAAGUAUGUGGUACUUUUCUGUAAAACAACAUAAAUAAUAUGUAAAUCUAGCCUGUGAAUCAGAAGGGAAUAAACAAAUGUUACACAGCAAUAACAACUGA